Molecule: messenger RNA, 805 nt
Organism: Melitaea cinxia (Glanville fritillary)
Lineage: Eukaryota; Metazoa; Arthropoda; Insecta; Lepidoptera; Nymphalidae
Gene: Arpc3A
Product: actin-related protein 2/3 complex subunit 3
Exons: 5
Coding region: 173-709 (178 amino acids)
Biological process (GO): regulation of actin filament polymerization; Arp2/3 complex-mediated actin nucleation
Cellular component (GO): cytoskeleton; Arp2/3 protein complex
Molecular function (GO): actin filament binding
Source: RefSeq, a predicted model, not a curated record
ACAUAUUUAUCAGUAGGCAAUCAAAUAGCUUAUGACCAACUUGUGAUUCAUAUUAAGUUUUCCGAUAUAUUUGAAGCGAUAAAUAGGUAUAAAACAUAAAGUGGUAAUAAAGUUAAAAGUUACUAUCCUUAAAGUCGUUAUCGUCACUUUAAAACAGUGAACUUUCGACAUAAUGCCAGCCUAUCAUUCGACGUUAGUUGAUUACACCCAGUCUGUGGGUAAUUUGGCUUUGCUGCCAAUUCGCACAACUUUCAGGGGGCCAGCACCUGUAAGUCCUAAAAUUGAAUUGGACAUCAUCGAUGAAGCCCUCAAUUAUUUUAAAGCUAACGUUUUCUUUAGGUUCUAUGAGAUAAAGUCUGAUGCCGAUAGGGUCCUCAUUUAUUUGACCUUGUAUAUUUCCGAAUGUUUGAAAAAACUACAAAAAUGCUCCAAUAAGAAUCAAGGCCAGCAAGAGAUGUACAUGCUGGCUAUUUCAAAGUUUGACAUUCCCGGAGAACCCGGUUUUCCUUUGAAUUCUGUGUAUGCUAAACCUUCCAGCCCACAAGAAGCAGACUUAAUGAGACAAUACUUGCAACAGUUGAGACAUGAAACUGGUGGAAGAGUUUGCGAAAAGGUUUUUGCGACUGAGGAUGGAAAACCAAGCAAAUGGUGGUUGUGCUUUGCUAAAAGGAAAUUUAUGGACAAGUCUCUCUCUGGACCAGGCCAGUAAUAUAACUCAUUAUGUAUUCAAAAAAACAUUUAAUUUCAAGCUUAUAUUCCAAAUAUUGAAUAUUUACAUUAAUUAUUUUUAUUUGUAAAUUGUUUA